Messenger RNA from Lampris incognitus (smalleye Pacific opah), 2226 nucleotides. RefSeq names its product transmembrane protein 151B. NCBI's taxonomy places the organism in Eukaryota, Metazoa, Chordata, Actinopteri, Lampriformes, Lampridae. The transcript is spliced from 7 exons. The coding region runs from base 1 to 2226 and encodes 741 amino acids. The record is from RefSeq and is a predicted model, not a curated record.
AUGAGCGGGGGAAAGAAAACCGGAAGUCGGAAGAAACGUGUGGAACAAGAAGGAAAGAAUUCAGCGGAGAUGGACGACGCUCGACGCCCAGACGACGACUCUUCAGAAGCUGUGCGCUCGGUGCCUCCACAGCGGCAAGAGGGAGGACACGAGCCGGUCUCACGGCGGCAGUCCUUUUCCGAGGUGCUUGAUGUGAAUUGGGAGUCCAGGAUCACCCAGCUCUCCAUCGUGCCGGGCUUUUCACUGGAAUGUUGUGAGUCUGUUUUUGGCAUCCGUGAUAUGUUGCAGGGUGUGAAGGAGGGGUGGUGGAGGGCAGUGGUAGAGGUGGACAAAAGGAGGGAGAGAGGGGGGAAGGCUGUUUAUUGGCAGAUGGGAUUCCUGCAAAGGCCGGUCCAACAGUCUCUGGCCUCCUCACUGUGCAGGGAGUCCCAUUGGAAGUGUCUCCUCCUGACGCUUCUCAUGUACGGCUGCUUCGCCACACUGGCCUGGUGUGCCCUCUGCCGUGUUCCCGUCCUCAGCUCCUCCUCCAUGACCCUCGAGCACCCCGUUGCCUAUGACGACGCCACCUCGGCGGCGUACUACAACGACAUCCUGCACCUGGAGAGUCCGUGUUCCAGCGGCUAUGUGUACAUCCCCCUGGCUUUCCUCGCUAUGCUGUAUGUGGUUUACUUGGUGGAGUGCUGGCACUGCUUCUCAAAGACCGCCCUGCUGGCCCACGCCGAAUUCCAGGAAGUCUUUGAGCGUGUGCAGAGACUCCAGCAAGCAACACCCUGCAUCUGGUGGAAAGCCAUCAGCUACCAUUAUGUGAGAAGGACCAGACAGGUGACAAGAUACCGCAAUGGAGAUGCUUACACUACCACACAGGUCUACCAUGAGCGGGUAAACACUCACGCCUCCAGUUCAGAGUUCGACUACGCCCGCUACGGAGUCAAAGACGUCUCCAAGGCGCUGCUCGACCUGCAGCGCCACCCUGCUGUCCGCCUCCGCUUCACCAAGUGUUUCAGCUUCUCCAGUGCACGCGCUGAGGCUGCUUACCUCACCCAGCGGGCACGCUUUUUUGGAGAGAAUGAAGGUCUGGAUGACUACAUGGAGGCCAGGGAAGGGAUGCACUUGAAGAACGUGGAUUUCCGGGAGCACAUCCUGGCAUUCCCGGAUCCAGCACGGCAGCCCUGGUAUGCCAGGCACCGGGUGUUCUGGCUGGCCUCUGCAUUUUUGCUUUCGUGGCCACUGCGCGUGGUGUCGGAGUACCGCACGGCGUACGUCCAUUACCACGUAGAGAAGCUGUUUGGUGAGGACGAGGACACCACGGGAGGAGGUGGCGGUGGAGGGGUAGGACGGGGGUUAGGAGUCAGUGGAGGGAUUGGGCGGGGAGAAGGGAGUGAGGGAGGGACUGAGAAUGGGAUCCAUGGAGGAGGGGGCGGGCCGGGGCUAAACGGGACGAGCUACAGGGCCAUCUCUCGGGUCAACACGGUGGAUAUGACAGAGCUGGAGUGGCACAUCCGCUGCAACCAACAGAUGGUGCCCAGCUACUCAGAGGCCCUCCUCAUGGACUUAGACACGAGUGGGAGCACCAAUAUGACUGCCACCACGCCCCUGUCCGGACCGCCAGGUGCCAUCCCUGGCCAGGGGGCCAACCCAACUCCUCUGACCCUGCCUGUGGUCUUCAACUCGGCUUACCUCCUCCAGAGCUGCCCCCGGUGUCGUAGGACCACCUCCAGUUCUAGCUUGCCUUCCAGGCUUAGGGCCCCGACAGGAACCACGGCCCUGCUGAACGCCACCGUAGCUGGGAUGAGGGCAGCGGCGGUGGCGCAGGGCGGAGGAGGGAGGCUGGUGCUCAGCCGGAGCGGGUUCUCACUGGGGAGGCUAGGAGCUGGGCGGCGGGCCAGCCUUUUUCACUCCCGAAGCAUUGGGGGAGGGCUGGGGGGAAGAGGGGAGGAGGGAGGAGGGGGAGGAGGUACCGGCAGUGGGGGCUUCCUGGGAUUGGGAUCGAGGCAGGAAGAUGAGGAGAGCAGGGGAGUGCUGGAGGUAGAGGGUGAUGAAGACGAGGAGGAGGAGGAUGUGGCAAGGGGAAGGGGAGGGGCGGAAAGGGAUGAGGAGGUUGAGCAGGACAGUGGGGAGGUGAGGGAUGGGGAGCGGGACAGGCCUCCGCCCUACCAGGACGCGUUCUUCUUCCCCGUCCUCAUCGUGCACGGCGAGGAAAGCUGCCAUGCUGGAGACGACAUGUGA